UGUGUACUGUGUUAUGACUUGAGUUAUGAGCUAGGCCGGUAUUAUACCAUCAAUACUUGAGUUGAGUACAGAGUAUAGGUAGUUGAGUUUCGGAGUCGGAGUUUUGUGUAUGUUGUUCGACGACAUGGGACGUUGAUAGGUGCCAUUAGUUAUGUUAUACUGAAUGAAUUCAUGUACAAGUUAAGCGAAUUGAGAUAAUUUGUAUCAGUUUUAUUGCAAUUGUCUAACGCGUAAUCAAAUAACAUUGAUGUUGUCGAAAUGGGUUAACAUUUUUUUUAUUUGGCAGUUAUGAUUCUCUCAUUUCAUUGCACAAGAAGACCUGAUGUGAUCCGAGAGGGAUAAUAGCAUAUGAAUGUGAGGUAAAAUAUAUGAGCAAAGUUGUGGCCAUUGUUCUCCCGGUAAUAUUUACACUCUUUAACUGCAGUAAAUGCAACUGUUGAGUAUUUCCAUGAACUCUGUAACACUGAGGAUUUCGCAGUUUUCCGGUUAUAUGAACGUGUCAGUUUCUGGCUUGUCUGUUGAACACCACUGAUGAAGAGUGUGCUGUGUAUGACACUCAGUAGAGAUUUGCUUAACGGUGGCUUCAAUGCAACAUCUACAAUGCGGACCCCUGAAUGCUCUUGUAAAAGAGAAAAAGCACAAGGAGAUUGAGAGUACAAGAGUGCCUUACACAUUUCUGCAUGCAGAAUUAUCCAUAAAAAUAUGCAGUAUCUCCUCUCAAGUUCCUACAAGGGUCACCUUUCUUACAUGAUGAUAAGUUGAUGGAGGGAUGUAGAGGAUAACUGGUGCUCGUGGGCCUGCACUUACUGCCUGCUCACAGAGCACGAGAUCAUGACUGUGAAGCCUUGCCCUGCUGAGACUCAUGGAAGUGGACAUGGUGCGCAUGUUACUCUUAAGGAGGAGGCAAGAGCGUCGAAGGUGGACACGUCAGCUCAAUGGAAUGAGGCACCAUGCAAUAUGGCAACGUAACCUGAGGGACGAGAUGAAUCCAUUUGAAAUGCCCGAGAGCAACUUCAUGGCGAAAUACAGAUUGAGUCGGGAGGUGGUCUGUAAUUUGGUUGAGGAACUGCGGCCGUACGUGAAAGGCCGUCAAAGAACUACAGCCAUUCCUCUGCACUUGAAGGUUUUGACAACUCUUCACUUCUUGGGACAUGGGUCUGUUCAAAAGGGGGUAGGGGCUGACAAUGUAGCUGCCAUGAGUCAGCCAAGCGUUUCAAGGUGCAUUGAUGAAGUUGUGAAGGCUCUUAAUGUGCCUGCAAUUCUGAGGGCUGGUGUCCCCUUUCCUGAUACACGAGAAGAAAGGUUUCGUAUUAUGCAAAGGAACUUCAGAUGCUCAUCCAUUCAUGGUGUCAUUGGGCAUGUGGAGGGAGCUCAUGUAAUUAUUGCAGCUCCUGAUGUUCACGAAGAGCAGUAUGUGAACAGGCAUGGCACACAUUCCCUGAAUGUUCAAGUGGCAUGUGACUCGGACAUGAUGAUCAUAAAUAUCUUGGCACGAUACCCUGGGUCAUCGAGUGACUCCUUUGUGUGGGCCAGUUCUGCACUUAGAUCGAAAAUAGAAGAGUUGUAUAGAGGAGGAGAAGAAUGCUGGUUAUUAGGGGAUUCUGGAUACCCUAAUGAACUGUGGCUCCAUAUACCAGUAACUGAUCCUCUACCUAACAGCAAAGAAGCCAGUUUUAAUCAAGCCCACAUGAUAGCUAGAAGCAUUGUGAAGAAGACAGUAGGACACCUACACAACAGAUUCAGGUGUUUAAAUAAACACAGAGUACUGGAGUACAACCCAGUGAAAGCAGGCUUCAUUACAAAUGCGUGUGCAGUUUUGCACAACAAAUGUGUGACUGCCCAUAUUCCUCUGCCUCAAUCUGAAGCAGAUCACAGUGACAGCAGCAGUGAUGAAGAUGAGCCACCACCAGUGGUGAAUGAAGGCCAUGCAAGAGACAGAUUGCUGCAGGAGGCUCGAGUUGUCAGAGCGGGAAUUAUUGCCAGAUUGCCCCCACUUCCACCUGGUGGGCCCUACAACCCUUGCAGGGCCCAUUCACAUUACUAAAGAUAGUAUUUGUCUCAAAUUUUCAGAAACAUGGAAUUUCUUUUAUUAGAGUAGAAUCCCCAUGAAUUUCCUCCUGUGGUUAAUGUACUAUGUGAUAGAAAUGUUUGUUUUAUAUCUGUGCUGCAGUCUGUGUGAAAUUUGCAUUCCAUACUAACCGUUUCAGCACAGUAACCAAUUUAUCUUUCAGUAAGCUUGUCCCCAGUUAAAGUAACAGAUACUGUGAGGUAACAGACACUGUGAGGUAGCCAUCUUUGAUUUUUAUGUAAUGAAAAUGAUGUUAACUCUUUAGAUAAGAAUUUAUUUCCUCAAUCAAGACAAAUUACCUUUUAAAAGCAAGUCAGCAUGUUACAAUUUCCUCUGUAUUUUAGUGAAAGUAUUGUUUCAUUAGUACUGUAAUGAAAGUCUGAGUCAAAUUUGUACAAACAUGAUUUAAUAAAUUAGUAUAAAAGCAUGAA
Molecule: messenger RNA, 2499 nt
Organism: Schistocerca americana (American grasshopper)
Lineage: Eukaryota; Metazoa; Arthropoda; Insecta; Orthoptera; Acrididae
Gene: Nubpl
Product: iron-sulfur protein NUBPL
Exons: 9
Coding region: 863-2044 (393 amino acids)
Biological process (GO): mitochondrial respiratory chain complex I assembly; iron-sulfur cluster assembly
Cellular component (GO): mitochondrion
Molecular function (GO): ATP-dependent FeS chaperone activity; 4 iron, 4 sulfur cluster binding; ATP binding
Source: RefSeq, a predicted model, not a curated record